Molecule: messenger RNA, 1291 nt
Organism: Nematolebias whitei (Rio pearlfish)
Lineage: Eukaryota; Metazoa; Chordata; Actinopteri; Cyprinodontiformes; Rivulidae
Gene: nme7
Product: NME/NM23 family member 7
Exons: 12
Coding region: 105-1229 (374 amino acids)
Biological process (GO): UTP biosynthetic process; GTP biosynthetic process; CTP biosynthetic process
Cellular component (GO): centrosome
Molecular function (GO): ATP binding; nucleoside diphosphate kinase activity
Source: RefSeq, a predicted model, not a curated record
CGCCCCUCGGUUUGUUACUAUAGAAACGAAGGUUCGCUCGCGCUAGCUAAUGUUCAAUAUUUGUUGUCUGUAGUGGGUCGAGUAGCGUUAAUUAAUUUGUCUAAAUGGAGGAUCGUUUCGCCUUUCUCACUGAGUGGUUUGAUCCUACUGCAGGUCUGCUGCGGCGCUACCAGCUCUUCUACUACCCCAAAGAUAGCUCCGUGGCAAUGUAUGACGUGAAAAACCAACGGCUAUUUUUGAGAAGGACCAAAUGCGAUGACAUCCACCAGGAGGACCUGUUUGUGGGGAAUCGGGUGAACGUGUUCUCACGGCAGCUAAAUCUGAUAGAUUAUGGAGACCAGUACACAGCAAACAAACUGGGCAGCAAAAAAGAAAGAACUCUUGCUUUGAUAAAGCCGGAUGUGGUUACCAAGAUUGGAGAUGUCAUUGACUCGAUUUACUCGUCCAACCUUAUUGUGACCAAAGCAAAAAUGACUAAGCUGACAUGGAGCCAAGCGGCAGACUUUUAUGUGGAACAUCAGUCAAAGCCUUUCUUUAAUAACCUGGUGCAGUUUGUGUCCUCGGGCCCUGUGGUUGCCAUGGAGCUGAUGGGCGACGAGGCCAUGUCUAUCUGGAGGAGGCUUCUGGGGCCUGCAGACUCGGCUGCGGCACGGAAGGAGGCACCGCAGAGCGUCCGUGCUCAGUUCGGAACAGAUGUCAUCAGAAACGUGGGCCACGGCUCCGACUCCCUCUCUGCAGCAGCCAGAGAGCUUGAAUUCUUUUUCCCUUCAACAAUCGGCCACGGUACCUCCAACACGGCCACGUUCACAGACUGCACGUGUUGCAUCAUCAAACCUCAUGCCAUAUCAGAAGGUCUGACUGGGAAGAUUCUCAACUCCAUAUCUGCAGCUGGAUUUGAGAUCUCUGCUCUUGAAAUGUUCAAUGUGGACCGGGCUAACGCGGAGGAGUUCUAUGAAGUGUACCGAGGCGUUGUCUCAGAGUAUCCUAGUAUGGUGACCCAGCUGUGCUCCGGACCCUGCAUGGUUCUAGAGAUCCACGGCACAGAUGCACCCAAAACCUUUAGGGAGUUCUGUGGGCCUGCUGAUCCCGAAAUCGCAAGACAUCUUCGUCCAAACACUCUGCGAGCCCUUUACGGCAAAGACAAAGUGAGAAACGCAGUCCACUGCACAGACCUGCCUGAAGACGGAGUUCUGGAGGUGCAGUACUUCUUCAAGAUCUUGGAUGGAUGAACUCAAAGGAAAAAUCCUAGACUACAUACUGAAAGACUUCACAUUGUCUCAAUUUUCUCUUU